Messenger RNA from Passer domesticus (house sparrow), 3813 nucleotides. RefSeq names its product C-C chemokine receptor type 5-like. The record is from RefSeq and is a predicted model, not a curated record. Bases 429 to 1499 code for a protein of 356 amino acids. Gene Ontology annotation, molecular function: C-C chemokine binding; C-C chemokine receptor activity. The transcript has 2 exons. Gene Ontology annotation, biological process: calcium-mediated signaling; positive regulation of monocyte chemotaxis; cell chemotaxis. Gene Ontology annotation, cellular component: external side of plasma membrane; membrane. Lineage: Eukaryota; Metazoa; Chordata; Aves; Passeriformes; Passeridae.
UAAAAAAAAUUUAAAGACUUAAAAAUGUAAAGGGAUGAAUCACAUGUUAACCAUUCUUGAUUCAAUCAGGUUAGCUAAAAGAAAAAGAUAAUUAUAUAAACUCUUUUUCUAAAACUAUAGGGGUGGGUUGUGAAACUUCAACCCCUAGGAGGAUCCUCUAGAAUUUCAACAUAUCUGCACGCCUCAAGAGCUAGAAAAGUAACAUCUGAUGACCCAUUUUUAGAAAAAAGAGAACCAGAGAACUGCUCCUUCAUUUUUUUAAAAUGAGAAUUUUUUUUUGCUUGAAGUUUUCAAACUGAUACAUCCUUCUUCACACAGGAAGACGUGUUUUUGACCUUCUUUUUGUGACGGACAAGUCAUUUUAGCAUUACUCAUGUUGUAAUAAUACAAGACAUCACCUGCACCAUAAGAUACAUGACCAAUACACCAUGGGAAAUGAAACCACAGACUACACCGACUGGCCACUGACAACAGAAUUUGACUACAGUGAUUCGACGCCUUGCCCUGCAACUGAGGAAAAGCAUUUUGCAGCAAAAUUUUUGCCACCUCUUUAUUCUUUGGUGGUGAUAUUUGGCCUGACAGGCAACAUGCUUGUUGUCCUUAUCCUGGUAAAAUACAAGAGGCUGAAGAGUAUGACUGACAUCUACCUGCUCAACUUGGCGAUUUCUGAUCUGCUCUUUGUAUUUUCCCUCCCUUUUUGGGCUUAUUAUGCAGUUCACGACUGGAUUUUUGGGGAGGCACUGUGUCGAAUUCUGUCAGGUGUCCACCUCCUUGGCUUCUACAGUGGCAUCUUCUUCAUUAUCCUGCUGACCCUGGACAGGUACCUGGCCAUAGUGCACGCAGUGUUUGCUUUGAAAGCCAGGACAGUUACCUACGGUGUCCUCGCCAGUGUUGUCACUUGGGCUGUUGCUGUUCUUAUUUCCCUCCCUGGGGUAGUAUUUCACAAAACUCAGAAGGAAAGUUCAGGCUAUACUUGCAAUGCUCAUUAUCCAUCUGAGCAGAGAAAUGCAUGGAAGAAAUUCCUCACCCUAAAAAUGAACAUCCUGGGACUUCUUAUUCCAAUGUUAAUCAUGAUCUGCAGCUACACACGCAUUAUAAAGACAUUACUGCAGUGUAGGAACGAGAAGAAACAUAAAGCAGUCAGGCUUAUUUUCAUUAUCAUGAUUACCUACUUUUUUUUCUGGGCACCAUACAACAUUUGCAUUCUCUUGCGUGAUUUUCAAGGUGCAUUUUCCAUCUCUACUUGUGAAGGAAAUGGUCAACUGCACAAAGCAAUCCAAGUGACGGAAACAAUCUCAAUGAUCCAUUGUUGCAUCAACCCUGUAAUCUAUGCCUUUGCUGGAGAAAAAUUUAGGAAAUAUCUUCGCAGCUUUUUCCGAAAGCAGAUUGCAGUCCACUUGUCUAAAUACUGUCCUGUUUUCUAUGCUGACACAGCUGAACGUGCGAGCUCCACCUACACACAAUCUACUGGAGAACAAGAAGUUUCUGCUGCAUUGUAAGUUGUGGCGAGUGAAAAAGUGGAAUUGACUCUUAUGAGAUCAACUCUUUGAUGAAAGCCUGCUGAAUCUCUCCUGGAUAUUUGUCACUAAGGCAGCUGAAAAAAAAACCAAAACAACACAGAAUACAUAUUUAUCAAAGAUUGCAUUUGCUCACAGACUUGGGUAUUUGCAAAUACAUGAAAAGGAUGUGGCAAAUUACCUGACUGGGGGCCUGAGCUAGCAGGCUAACAGAUUUUUUGAAGUGAACUAGAGGUUAGAAAGUUGCACUGGUUCUUUGGAAACACCUCUUGACUUUGUGCAUCACACAAGAUAUCUCACUCAUUUAAACUCAGUCUCAGUCAUAUUUUUUACUAGUCUGGUUGUGUGUCUUUGUAAAUAAUGCUAAAUUACUAAGGUCUAUCAUACAGCAUGGAAUGAAAAAUUUUAUACAUUCAGAAUGGACUCUGAUAUUUCAUGGUAUAUUUUUCUUUGUGUAUGGUUGAGUCCUAACCACUUAGUGCUUUCUCAUAAUAGUUCUAACUGCUUGGGCUAAUACCUGAGUGAUUUUUGAGUUUGAUACUUCUGAAUGGUCUUUAUGACUCAUCUACUCUUUUAUAUGCUACUCAAGCUAAAAAAGAGAGUAUAAUUGUGCUAUCAUUAAAAAACUAAUGUCCUAUAACCGAUCAGAAAAUCAGUGUGGUAACAGUAUUUUAAAAAUAAAGUAUUUCACAUGGAGCUUUAAACAGGUUGGAUCAAACGUGAAGAGUGAUUCAACAGUGUUUUAGCUUCUUAGUGCAGUGAUUUUGCGUGCCUUUUUUGUAGCCUACAUAAGAGAAAAACUUUUUAAAAAAUGAGUGCAGGCACAAUGGCUAUCAAACCACAACAGUGGUGAAAGAGAUGUGAAAAUUAUUUCUGAAUUGGAUUGACACAGAUGUUUUUAGAGAUAAGUAUAUGUUAUAAACACUUAACAAAACAUCUGAAUAAGUAAAAAUAUUCCCUGUUCUGCAGAGGCAAGGGCAUAGAGCAUUUCUCUUUUGUUUUAGAAGCUCGUAUCAUUUGGGGGGCUGUGACAGUGGGGUGUUUUUUGCCAUUUAGGAGUUUUACAGAGAGCAAAAGUUUCCAUAAUUAGUAAGACUGGUGGUUGAAUAUGACUGAUUCUCUCCAAAGCUCAGAACCUGUAAAGCAUGGGAACACUUAGAAAAUAUGAAAUAAAUACCGGGCUACUCAGGUGCUUAAGAACAUACCAUAAUCACAGUAUUAAUUAAUUUGGGCCAAUUUCUCCUUCUAACAGUUCCUACAUUUCCCCAAAGACAUAUGGUAUUGGACAACUUUGGAGACAGGAAAAAAAAAAGUGAAUAUUUUGUUUGCUGUUCCUAUCCAGAAGAACAAUUUCUGUUUCCCAGCUUCUCUAGACAGCCUUUUAAAUAAUAUUUUCAAAGAAACAAAUGUUUCAAGAAGUCUUAAAGAAAUUUUACAGUGGAACAUGCUUGUGAAAGCAGGAAGUGAAAUAGGGAAAUCUUUACUUAUCAAACCACUUGUUUUGUGUUAUUUAUUUUGUCAUAUUAAGCACCACUUUGGAACUACAUCCAUAUGGGAAGUAUAACAGAAGUAUACCACACCUCAUUUACAAGAUUUUUAGCUGCAUACUCUUCUUUAAGGCUCUGUGCAUCAAUUACUUUCUGGACUUUGUACAUGUUUUUUAAAUGGGAAAAUAUAUCAGCAUAAUGACAAAUACACGCCUUCUAAUCAGGUUUGAGUUUUGGGGUUUUUUUAUUUUUACUUAUAGAAUACAUGUAUGAAAACAAUUUUAUAUUUUAUUCUGCUCUUGACAAGAACUUUCGCUUGGUCUUAAAAACACCCUGCCUUUAGGAAACUACUUUUUCUGGAGGGCUUUGAUGCCAGACACAGUAAUGCCUCUUUGUCAGGCCUUCUGGAGAAAACACAACAACCAAAUGUGCAUGGGCACACUGACAAGCUUUUUGAGAGGCACGUCAAAACUGCCCUGAUCCUUCCACAGCAUGGACCUCUAAUCAUGGAUCUUUCUAAGCAACAAGCAGCUUCCGGAGGAAAGAGGUGGAACUGAGGUUGGUGGCCCUGUGGUUCGGCAGCUUAUCUAGAGUUUCCAUCACUUCACUGGAAAGGGAUCACACUUCAGCACAUGAAAACAAGUCAUAUUUCAGCGACUGCAAUGAACUGUGAUCCACAUUCAAGGAGGCAAUUGAAAACACAGCAUUUGGUUGCACUGCUGGUACGUUCAGUUAAGGACUCUGCCAAUAACUGUAAUAAUACUUUGUAUUAUAACAUCCAUUAAAGUUGGUUCACUUUUUUUGUUAGA